UGUCAAACGAUGAAAAGACAUGGAGACUCUUUUACGAUUCCGAAAUAGAGCGCUCGGAUGGUGGUACAACAUCCCUCUGCCAGCAGACGAGACCGCAACACCAAUUCCGCAGCGCUGGCAUGGCUUCGACCAAGCAUCAGACAAAUGGAUUCCUAUCGACUCCACCGCUUCCCCUACCACGGAUCGAAGCCCCAGGAACUAUAGUAAUCUAGUAGACGGCUCGGAAUUUAUGCUGAUUACGUGGAAUAUCGACGCCAGUUCCUCUGCGCCCGAGGCCCGGAUCUCUGCCCUCCUCUCGCACAUCCAGAACCUGACCACGCUACCGGACAUCAUUUUCCUACAAGAAGUGUCCCGACCUGCACUAUGGACCAUACUAGACACACCAUGGGUUCGGGAACAUUGGUAUUCAAGCGAAGCGGACACCACAAGCUGGGGGAAACAAGCCUUUGCGAGUAAGACACUCGUGUCAAGAUCACGGUUCUGCAACCCUGGCUCUGCUGCCAACCAUAUGGCUGCUAUCGGGCCUGUUUGGCGGGUGAAGUACCCUAGCCGCUUUCAGCGGGAUGCGCUUUGCUGCGAUAUCCUCUUGCCUUCACUUGAUAUGACGCAGGAUGUCUCCCGUAUUCGGUUGAUUAACGUGCAUCUGGACUCUCUUCCCGUGUUUCCCUCCUUGCGUCCUCGACAACUCUCUGUAAUCGCUUAUUAUCUACGCGUUGCGGGACAUGGCUUGGUUGCUGGCGAUUUCAACCCCGUUUUUCCUGAAGACGAGACCUUGGUUAACGAGAAUAAUCUCAUCGAUGCUUGGACCGAGCUGCAUCCGAACAAAGAGGGGAUUACCUGGGGACUUGAUAGCGGCACACCAUUUCCUCCGAAACGAAUGGAUAAGGUCGCGCUUGUUGGACUAAAGCCUUUUGAUAUUCAGGUUAUUCGGCCAGGUACGUGUGCUGCAGGUAUAGGUAGCAAGGAAGGUCAGCUUGAACAGGAGGAAGGGAAGACAGAACAUGAAAAUGACGCUCAGCUACCGUGGAGUGACCAUUCAGGACUCAUGUGUAGCUUCAAACCAUAAUGAUAAUUACGAUUCAUGAACUAGUAAUGUAUAACAAGACCAAAUGGUGCUGUACUGCCUUGGUACCUCCACAACACAUAGUACCCAGGUAGGCAACAACCAAACAAUGUCAGGCCACCAAG
Messenger RNA from Aspergillus glaucus CBS 516.65, 1188 nucleotides. RefSeq names its product endonuclease/exonuclease/phosphatase family protein. Gene Ontology annotation, biological process: double-strand break repair. The transcript has a single exon. NCBI's taxonomy places the organism in Eukaryota, Fungi, Ascomycota, Eurotiomycetes, Eurotiales, Aspergillaceae. The record is from RefSeq and is a predicted model, not a curated record. Bases 20 to 1066 code for a protein of 348 amino acids. Gene Ontology annotation, cellular component: PML body; cytoplasm. Gene Ontology annotation, molecular function: single-stranded DNA binding; 5'-tyrosyl-DNA phosphodiesterase activity.